CGGUGGUGGUGCCCGGUGGCCCCCCAGCCGCGGCUGGCCAGAGGAGGAGGAGGAGGAGAGGCGGGAGAUAGAGGGAUGGGCUGCGCUCCCAGCAUCCACGUUUCGCAGAGCGGCGUGAUCUACUGCCGAGACUCGGACGAGUCCAAUUCCCCCCACCAGACCACUACCCUGUCACAGGGCACGGCGACCACCUUACACGGCCUCUUCAUCAAGACCGACGCCGCCGACGCCAUCCCCUCGGUGCUAGCCUACCAGAGCCGCCAGGCCGGGGCCCCGGGCGCUCGCCGGGAGCGGAGGGAGCUGGGCAGCGGCAGCAGCAGCAGCGCGGGCACCGCAUCCUCUGCCCCGACCACCUGCAGGGUGCGCACCCAUUACUGCUGCAGCAGCGCUGAGGCCGAGACCCAGACCAGCUACACGAGCGUCAAGCAGGUUUCAACUGCAGAAGUACGAAUUGGGCCUAUGAGAUUGACACAAGAUCCUAUUCAGGUUUUGCUGAUUUUUGCAAAAGAAGACAGUCAAAGUGAUGGAUUCUGGUGGGCCUGUGAUAGAGCUGGCUACAGAUGUAAUAUCGCUCGAACUCCAGAAUCUGCCCUUGAGUGCUUUUUAGAUAAGCACCACGAAAUCAUUGUAAUCGACCACAGGCAAGACCAACACUUUGAUGCAGAAGCUGUCUGCAGAUCAAUCCGAGCUACGAAUCCAUCAGAACACACGGUUAUACUUGCAGUUGUUUCACAUAUAUCGGGUGAACGUGAAGAAACGUCAGUCCUUCCUCUUCUCCAUGCAGGCUUCAAUAGGAGAUUUAUGGAGAACAGCAGUAUCACUGCUUGUUACAAUGAACUGAUUCAAAUAGAACACGGGGAAGUUCGAUCACAGUUCAAAUUACGGGCAUGUAACUCAAUUUUUACGGCACUUGACCAUUGUCAUGAAGCCAUAGAAAUAACCAGCGAUGAUCAUGUCAUUCAGUAUGUCAACCCCGCUUUUGAAAGGAUGAUGGGCUAUCACAAGGGAGAGCUCAUAGGUAAAGAACUCACUGAAUUGCCCAAAAGUGACCAAAACCGUGCAGAUCUUCUGGACACCAUUAACACUUGCAUCAAGAAGGGAAAGGAAUGGCAAGGAGUUUACUAUGCCAGAAGAAAAUCAGGAGACAGUGUUCAACAGCAUGUGAAGAUCACACCAGUGAUUGGCCAAGGAGGGAAAAUUAGACAUUUUGUGUCUCUCAAGAAACUGUGUUGUACUGCUGACAGCAAUAAACAGAUACACAAGAUUCACCGAGAUUCAGGAGACAAGUCUCAGACAGAGUCUCACUCAUUUAGAUACAAGAAUAGGAGGAAAGAAUCUAUUGAUGUUAAGUCAAUAACAUCUCGAAGUAGUGAUGCACCAAGUCUGCAGAAUCGCCGUUACCCGUCUAUGGCAAGGAUCCACUCCAUGACCAUUGAAGCUCCGAUCACAAAGGUCAUUAACAUAAUCAAUGCUGCCCAGGAGAAUAGCCCAGUAACUGUAGCAGAAGCCUUGGAUAGAGUUUUGGAAAUUUUACGGACCACAGAACUCUACUCUCCUCAGCUGGGCACUAAAGACGAAGAUCCCCAUACUAGCGAUCUAGUUGGAGGACUGAUGUCUGAUGGCUUGAGAAGGUUGUCAGGGAAUGAGUACGUGUUUUCCAAGAAUAUGCACCAUAGCCACAGUCAUCUCUCACUGCCAAUCACGAUCAAUGAUGUUCCGCCCUGUAUUGCACAAUUACUGGAUAAUGAAGAAAGCUGGGACUUCAACAUCUUUGAAUUAGAAGCUGUCACACAUAAAAGACCUUUGGUUUACCUGGGGUUAAAAGUCUUUGCCCGCUUUGGAGUCUGUGAGUUUUUGAACUGUUCGGAAGCCACUCUCCGGGCCUGGCUGCAGGUGAUUGAAGCCAAUUACCACUCAUCCAACUCCUACCACAACUCCACCCAUGCUGCAGAUGUCCUGCAUGCUACGGCAUUUUUCCUUGGAAAAGAAAGAGUUAAGGGAAGCCUGGAUCACCUGGAUGAAGUGGCUGCAUUGAUAGCAGCUACUGUCCACGAUGUGGAUCAUCCCGGACGGACCAACUCUUUCCUGUGCAAUGCAGGCAGUGAGCUAGCUGUGCUCUAUAAUGACACAGCUGUCUUGGAGAGUCAUCACACUGCCCUGGCUUUCCAACUCACAGCUAAGGACAACAAAUGCAAUAUUUUCAAGAACAUUGACAGGACCCACUAUCGAACACUACGCCAAGCAAUCAUCGACAUGGUUUUGGCAACAGAAAUGACAAAGCACUUUGAGCACGUGAACAAAUUCGUGAAUAGCAUCAACAAACCCAUGGCUGAGGAAACCAACUCCCAUGGUGAAGGCAGUGACUGUGAAUGUAACCCCACUGGAAAGAACUUCCCUGAAAACCAAAUCCUGAUCAAACGCAUGAUGAUCAAGUGUGCAGAUGUGGCCAACCCGUGCCGCCCCCUGGAGAUGUGCAUCGAAUGGGCUGGAAGGAUCUCAGAAGAGUAUUUUGCACAGACGGAUGAAGAGAAGAGACAAGGGCUACCAGUGGUAAUGCCAGUUUUUGAUCGAAAUACUUGCAGCAUCCCAAAGUCCCAGAUCUCCUUCAUUGACUAUUUCAUAACGGAUAUGUUUGAUGCUUGGGAUGCAUUUGCACAUCUCCCAGCUCUGAUGCAACAUUUGGCUGAUAACUACAAACACUGGAAAAUGCUGGAUGAGUUAAAAUGCAAGAGCCUGAGGCUUCCAUCUGACAGCUAAAAAAGGAAAGGCCACAGAAUGAGACCUCUUAAUCUACAAGCUACACUGUGAAUCACUCAGUAAUAGAGAAGAGAGGGACAUGUGUAUUUCCCUUUAAAGUGAGGUUAACAGCUGUAGAUUAAGGGAUUAAUAGCUAAUAUUUCCCCUUAAAUUGCCCAAAUUUCCCCAUAUUUCCUUCCUGGAAAGUUAUGUACCCCUCCAGAUGAAUAAAUGUUCUGCUGAGCAAUCAUUUUGAGGUGGGGCAGAUACUUUGCAAGUUUAUUUCCUCUACUGUUGGUUACCCCAUGUGCCUGUACCCUUCCUUGUCAGACCUUGUAAGAUGGAAGCAAAUGGCUAUUUUAUGUAUUCUGUUCAUCUGGAUGAUGUUUAUAUAUAUAUAUAUAGUCAACCUUAUUCCAUCCUAUGACUUGAUUGUUUCUUGAGUGUCAAUGUCAAUAAAUAUCUGCUUCUAAGAAGGCCCAGCAUAAAAUUAACCAAACCACUGGGUCUGAUUACCAGGAAGAACUCUAUUUGUUUGGUCUUACCAAACUGUGGUUCCCCUGGACAGAAUAAAUACAGGCUCAGAAGAGUACUGGUCCAAUGAUAUCUCUAUCCAACGGUACCAGGAACUCAUAUGGUUCUCUUUCCUAUAAAGGGAUUCUAAUAAAAGCCAUCCAUAAUCGGGGGAGGGAGAGGAUGUCUUGCUCUGGGGGAUUUAUGAAUUUCAUCUAU
Messenger RNA from Antechinus flavipes (yellow-footed antechinus), 3468 nucleotides. It is a transcript of the gene PDE8B, whose product is annotated as phosphodiesterase 8B. Gene Ontology annotation, molecular function: 3',5'-cyclic-AMP phosphodiesterase activity. The record is from RefSeq and is a predicted model, not a curated record. The coding region runs from base 76 to 2757 and encodes 893 amino acids. Gene Ontology annotation, biological process: signal transduction. NCBI's taxonomy places the organism in Eukaryota, Metazoa, Chordata, Mammalia, Dasyuromorphia, Dasyuridae. The transcript has 22 exons.